UCGUCACAAACGCAACUAUUCCCAGGCCAUCCCAUUUCCAAUCCUCCCACCCUUCCUCUCUCUCCCCCGCCCCUCGCCGUCGCCGGAGAGAGAGAGAGGGACGCGGCCGCGGGAGAAGAAGGAGGGAAGAUGAUGAUGACACGGGCCUCCAUGGGGGCCAUGGAGGGCGCGGCGCUGGACGAGGUGGUGCGGCGAUUGGUCGAGGGCGGCCGCGGCGGGCGGCAGGUGCAGCUGUCCGAGGCGGAGAUCCGGCAGCUCUGCGUCGACGCCAAGCGGGUUUUCCUGUCCCAGCCCAACCUCCUCCGCAUCCAGGCCCCCGUCAAGAUCUGCGGUGAUAUCCAUGGUCAGUUUGUUGAUCUUCUAAGGUUGUUUGAUUUGGGUGGUUAUCCUCCAACCUCAACCUAUGUAUUCCUCGGAGACUACGUAGAUAGAGGCAAACAGAGCUUGGAAACUAUAUGCUUACUGCUGGCAUACAAAAUAAGGUACCCUGACAAGGUUUUCCUGUUAAGGGGGAACCAUGAAGAUGCAAAAAUCAACAGAGUUUAUGGUUUCUAUGAUGAAUGCAAGAGGAGGUUCAAUGUUCGACUGUGGAAGAUAUUCUCUGAUUGCUUCAACUGCCUGCCUAUUGCAGCACUCAUUGACGACAAGAUACUGUGCAUGCAUGGUGGCCUUUCACCUGAACUGACUAACCUGGACCAAAUAAAGGAUAUUGAGAGGCCGGCUGAGAUUCCUGAUUAUGGUCUCCUGUGUGAUUUGCUUUGGUCUGAUCCUAGCCCUGACGGAGAAGGGUGGGGGGAGAGUGACAGAGGUGUUUCAUGUACGUUUGGUGCAGAUAUGCUUAUAGAGUUUUUGGAAAAAAAUGAUCUUGAUCUUAUCUGCCGAGCCCAUCAGGUGGUAGAAGAUGGUUACGAGUUCUUUGCACAGCGGAGAUUAGUCACAAUCUUCUCAGCUCCAAAUUAUUGUGGGGAAUUCGAUAAUGUAGGUGCUCUGUUGAGCAUAGAUGAAAAUCUAAUGUGCUCAUUUCAAAUCUUGAAGCCAAAUGAAACAGGCACACCGCGUGUGAAAAGACAAAUCCCAAAUAAGCCAGCAAUUGGGGGAAGUGCCUGAUCUGAUAAACAUCCAAUUCCUUCAAUAUUACCAUCGUCAGCUCGAAGGGGGUGAUCUGAUCUAUUGUUUGGAUCCACCAGGGCAUGGCAAUAUUCAUCCACCAGCCAAUUGUCUUGCUUAACCACCCUUAGUUGCCGAGCAUUUGUAAAUGUCCAUUGGCUCUGCACUUGUUUUCUCUGUACAGAAUUAGGCCGGAUUUAACAGCACCACCUAUUCUGGUUGUUCUUGCUUGCGCGGCAUCUGUUUUUGUAAGUUACUUUUGUGGUACAUUUUUGCCUGUGGAUGUUGAUAGCUUCUGUUUGUGAGCAUCUAUUAUUUGCCCUAUGUUUGUGA
Messenger RNA from Triticum urartu, 1440 nucleotides. RefSeq names its product serine/threonine-protein phosphatase PP1. Gene Ontology annotation, molecular function: protein serine/threonine phosphatase activity. Gene Ontology annotation, cellular component: cytoplasm; nucleus. The record is from RefSeq and is a predicted model, not a curated record. NCBI's taxonomy places the organism in Eukaryota, Viridiplantae, Streptophyta, Magnoliopsida, Poales, Poaceae.